AUGAGACAGUCACUCAUGUCCGUCAUCUUCGCCGCAGCACUCUUAUUCAGGUGCUAUGCACUGCUGGGGGCAUUACCCAUGGCCAAGACUGAGGAUGGCUCCUUGGAGCAGGACACCUUUGCGUCACUGCUGAGUGAUGAGGCGACGGAAAACAGCCUCAGCGAUGCUGAACUGGGCGCUGCAGGGAAGACCAGAGGGCCGAGGGUGAUCAUCGUCGCAGAUCCGAGUCUGUGGAGGGAUCUGAGGGAGCUGAACAGCGGACUUUCCCUCUACAAGCGGAAAGCUAACUACAACAGCCAGGCCAUCGAGCACAAAGAUGUCGGCCAGGACGUGAGCAUCCCCAUCCUGAGGAGGGACAACAUGAGGUGCAUGGUGGGACGGGUGUACAGACCAUGCUGGGAAGUCUAG
Molecule: messenger RNA, 408 nt
Organism: Toxotes jaculatrix (banded archerfish)
Lineage: Eukaryota; Metazoa; Chordata; Actinopteri; Toxotidae
Gene: pmchl
Product: pro-melanin-concentrating hormone, like
Exons: 1
Coding region: 1-408 (135 amino acids)
Biological process (GO): behavior; chemical synaptic transmission
Molecular function (GO): type 1 melanin-concentrating hormone receptor binding; melanin-concentrating hormone activity
Source: RefSeq, a predicted model, not a curated record